AUGUUAAGGCAAGUUAACCAAGAGGAGAAGAUAGUUCAGCCGCAUAAAGAAAUAACUGAGGUUGUUAACUUGGGAACUGAAGAUCAGAAAAAGGAGGUUAGGAUUGGUGCAGCUUUUGAAGGAGGAGAUAGAAAAAGAUUGAUAGGUUUGCUACAUGAAUAUCAGGACGUUUUUGCAUGGUCAUAUCAAGAUAUGCCAGGACUUGAUACCAACAUAGUGGUCCAUAAAUUGCCAUUAAAACCAGAUUGUCUGCCAGUGAAGCAAAAGUUGAGAAGAUUGAAGCCGGAAAUGCUUUUGAAGAUUAGAGAUGAAGUAAAAAAGCAAUUUGAUGCAGGAUUCCUUGCUGUAGCAAAAUACCCUGAUUGGGUUGCAAAUAUCGUACCAGUCCCGAAGAAAGACGGUAAGGUUCGGAUGUGCGUGGAUUACAGGGAUCUUAAUCGGGCGAGCCCGAAAGAUGACUUUCCUUUACCCCAAAUUGACAUAUUAGUAGACAAUACUGCUAAACAUUUUGCGUUCUCCUUCAUGGAUGGAUUCUCAGGAUAUAACCAGAUUAAGAUGGCACCGGAAGAUCAGGAGAAAACUACUUUCAUCACUUUAUGGGGUACCUUUUGUUACAAAGUCAUGCCAUUUGGUCUCAAAAAUGCGGGAGCUACUUAUCAGCGAGCCAUGGUUACUCUGUUUCAUGAUAUGAUGCAUAAAGAGAUUGAGGUGUAUGUGGAUGACAUGAUUGCUAAGUCAAAGGAGGAUGAAGAUCACGUGAUUAACCUGGAGAAGUUGUUCAAGAGGUUGAGAAGGCACCAAUUGAAGUUGAAUCCCUCGAAAUGCACAUUUGGGGCAACCUCAGGGAAGUUGUUGGGUUUUAUUGUCAGUAGGAGAGGUAUUGAAGUAGACCCGGAUAAAGUGAAGGCGAUUAUAGAGAUGCCGGCCCCUCGCACCGAGAAAGAAGUCAGAGGUUUCUUAGGGAAACUCAAUUACAUUGCAAGGUUCAUUUCACAGUUGACAACUACGUGUGAGCCAAUUUUUAAGUUACUUCGGAAGAAUAACCCAUCAGAAUGGAAUGAUGAAUGUCAAAGUGCCUUUGAGAGAAUUAAACAGUAUUUACAAAAUCCACCGGUCUUGAUGCCUCCGAUUGCUGGGAGCCCGCUUAUUCUCUACUUGACUGUGUCGGACAAUUCGAUGGGGUGUAUGUUAGGGCAACAUGAUUCAUCCGGGAGGAUAGAGCAUGCAAUCUACUACUUGAGCAAGAAAUUCACUAGUUGUGAGGCAAACUACUCCAUGUUGGAGAAAACUUGUUGUUCAUUGGCAUGGGCUGCGCAUAGGCUCAGGCAAUAUAUGCUUUAUCACACUACUUGGUUGAUCUCGAGGAUGGAUCCGAUCAAGUAUAUUUUUGAAAAACCAUCUCUUUCGGGGAGGAUCGCAAAAUGGCAGAUGUUGUUGUCAGAAUACGAUAUUUUGUAUGUUGCUCAGAAGGCAGUGAAGGGAAGUGCAAUAGCAGAUUACUUAGCAGAACAGGCGAUUGAUGACUCUCAGCCUAUGAAUCCAGGGUUCCCAGAUGGAGAAAUCUUGUCCUUAGAAAUGGAGAGCCGGAAAGAUAUGGACGGAUGGGUUAUGUUGUUUGAUGGCGCUUCUAAUAUCGUUGGUAAUGGGAUUGGGGCUGUGCUUAUUUCUCCAGAGGGAAAAGUUACCCCGUUUACUGCUAAGCUUUAUUUCAACUGUACCAAUAAUGUGUCUGAGUAUGAGGCCUGUGCCAUGGGAAUUCAAGCUGCUAUUGAUGUUGGGAUUAAAAAGCUUCAGGUUUAUGGUGACUCUCAAUUGGUGAUCAGGCAAUUGUGUGACGAAUGGGAAACCAGGGAUGCCAAGUUAGUCCCGUAUUAUCAACACAUCAAAAAGUUAAUCAAAUUUUUUGACUGUGUGGAAUUUGAUCAUAUUCCAAGAGAAGAAAACCAGAUGGCAGAUGCUUUGGCCACUUUGGCAGCCAUGUUUGGUUUGGACCCUCGAGGAGAAGUGGAGGUUAUCAAGAUUGAGAAACGUGAAAUUCAGGCACAUUGUUUGAAUAUAGUAGCAGAACCUAAUGAGGCCUCAGAUAAUGACAAACGCACCAUCCGAAGACUCUCAAGCUCUUUUUUCUUGGAUAAAAAUGUAUUGUAUAAGAGAAGCUCGGGAUUUGUGCUUCUUCGAUGCGUGGAUAUUGAUGAAGCCAAGCAGAUUAUGGAAGAGAUUCAUGAAGGAAUAUGUGGUACUCAUUCGAGUGGAUAUUCAAUGGCAAGGAAGAUAUUGCGAGCCGGUUACUAUUGGCUUACCAUGGAAAGAGAUUGUAUUAGAUAUGCGAUCAGAUGCCAUAAGUGCCAGAUUUAUGCUGAUAAAACUCAUGUCCCAGUGAACCCUCUGCGGGUAUUAGCAGCACCUUGGCCUUUUUCAAUGUGGGGUAUCGAUGUUAUUGGCCCUAUCGAGCCCAAAGCUUCCAACGGACAUCGUUUCAUCCUGGUUGCAAUUGAUUAUUUUACAAAGUGGGUGGAAGCAAAUUCUUAUGCUAAAGUGACAAGUAACGUUAUCGCCCGAUUCUUGAGAAAAGAUAUUGUAUGUCGCUAUGGGGUUCCCGAAAGGAUCAUUACUGAUAAUGGCACGAAUUUCAACAGCAAGAUGGUGAACGAUUUAUGUGAGCAGUUCAAGAUCAAGCAUCAUAAUUCAUCUCCUUAUCGUCCCAAGAUGAACGGGGCUGUUGAGGCAGCUAACAAAAAUAUCAAGAAAAUCAUCCAGAAGAUGACAGAGAAUUACAAAGAUUGGCAUGAAAAGCUUCCUUUCGCUUUAUAUGGGUACCGGACUUCUGUGCGUACAUCCACUGGUGAAAGUCCUUUUGCUUUAGUAUACGGGACAGAGGCUGUUCUUCCCAUUGAAGUAGAGAUCCCCUCGAUAAGAGUAGUGGUGGAAGCCAAUUUAGAUGAGACGGAGUGGGUCCGAACUCGUUAUGAACAUCUAAAUUUUAUUGAAGAGAGAAGAUUAGGGGCACUUUGUAGAGGACAGCUUUAUCAAAGACGAAUGAUAAGAGCACAUCACAAGAGGGUGCGCCCUCGUUGUUUCAGAGAAGGGGAUUUAGUACUAAAGAUGAUUCAGCCACCUCAAAAAGAUCACCGUGGGAAAUGGACUCCUACCUACGAGGGACCAUAUGUGGUGAAGAAAGCAUUCUCUGGUGGAGCAGUAAUUUUGGCAAGGAUGGAUGGAGAUGAUUUGCCUCACCCAGUAAAUGUUGAUGUUCUCAGGCGUUAUUAUGCUUAA
This is a messenger RNA of Tripterygium wilfordii, 3273 nucleotides long. RefSeq lists its product as uncharacterized. NCBI's taxonomy places the organism in Eukaryota, Viridiplantae, Streptophyta, Magnoliopsida, Celastrales, Celastraceae. Gene Ontology annotation, molecular function: nucleic acid binding; RNA-DNA hybrid ribonuclease activity. The record is from RefSeq and is a predicted model, not a curated record. Gene Ontology annotation, biological process: DNA integration. The coding region runs from base 1 to 3273 and encodes 1090 amino acids. The transcript has 2 exons.